Molecule: messenger RNA, 1413 nt
Organism: Gadus chalcogrammus (walleye pollock)
Lineage: Eukaryota; Metazoa; Chordata; Actinopteri; Gadiformes; Gadidae
Gene: jam3b
Product: junctional adhesion molecule 3b
Exons: 9
Coding region: 82-990 (302 amino acids)
Biological process (GO): angiogenesis; cell adhesion
Molecular function (GO): protein heterodimerization activity; protein homodimerization activity
Source: RefSeq, a predicted model, not a curated record
ACCAGCCCUCGCUGCAUCCACUCCAAAGCUCUUUAGGCUACUUUGCGCAUGUACAGCUAAACAGAACACAUCGACACGAAGAUGGCGAUAAGAAGUCUGAUUUGCGUCCUGAUUCUGCUCUCAACUCACUGUUGCUUUCCAACGUUGGCUGUGGUGUUGAAGACAAAUGACGACGCGCCAUGGACAAACGAGUUUGAAUCAAUUGAAUUAUCCUGUUUGAUUGAGUCCAUCUCCACAACCAACCCGCGCAUUGAAUGGAAGAAGAUCCAAAACGGCGAGCCAAGUUAUGUGUUCUUUGACAAGAAGGUUUCAGGGGAUCUGGAGAACAGAGCGAGGAUCAGAGAACCGGCCACGCUGGUCAUCACCAACGCCACUCGCUCGGACACGGCUGACUACCGCUGCGAGGUCACGGCGCCCAACGACCAGAAGACCUUUGACGAGAUCAUCAUCAGCCUCGUCGUCAGAGUGAAGCCGGUGGUGCCCAAGUGCAGCGUCCCCAAUUCGGUGCCGGUGGGCAAGUCGGCGGAGCUGCGCUGCGUGGAGGACGAGGGCUUCCCCAAGUCCCAGUACCAGUGGUUCGUCAACAAGGAGGAGAUCCCCGACGACCCCAAGACCAGCGUCCGCUUCCUCAACUCCUCCUACAUGCUCAACGGGGAGACGGGCACCCUGAAGUUCACUGUGGUCCGGAAGGAGGAUGCAGGGGAAUACUACUGCCGGGCCAAGAACGACGCGGGACAUGCUGAGUGCGGCCCCCAACGGAUGGAAGUCUAUGACCUGAACGUGGCUGGCAUAGUAAUGGGAGUACUGGUGGUGGUGGUCGUGCUCCUUUGUAUAACACUUGGAAUCUGCUGUGCAUAUAAGCGCGGUUACUUUGCCAAUCAGAAAGAGGCAGGAAACAACUACAAAGUCCCAGCGAAGGGAGACGGAGUAGACUAUGUCCGGACGGAGGAUGAGGGGGACUUCCGACACAAAUCUUCAUUUGUGAUCUGAAGGGGGAGAGCAGCAUUAUUUCCUGGGGCGUCGAAGGCCAGAUAUGUUCACCAGUGUCCACACGAGGCUGUUCCAGCACGGUGCCGCUGCCACAGAUUCUGCCUUGGACCCCCUCGGCAAGACUGAAACCAAACAAUUGAAAAAGGGUUGCCAAAGGUCACACGUUUUCACAGGAGCUACCCAGGAGGUAUCUCACCAACUGGUCCAGGAGUCAUCACCGCCAACCGACUUAUUUUGCUACAUCAUGGAAUCAUUGUUUUUUCUUUAACAGCCAAUGCCAGGUUACACAUUCAACUGAGGAAAAAAAACACCACAAAGUUUAACGAUUACGAAGGAUGUUUCAGUGGGUGAAAAGAAGCUGGAGGUGACAUGUCUGUACUUUGCUUUAAACCUUGUGUCAUUUGUACAUUACUACUGUGGAAA